Messenger RNA from Rhagoletis zephyria (snowberry fruit fly), 469 nucleotides. RefSeq names its product E3 ubiquitin-protein ligase cblA-like. The record is from RefSeq and is a predicted model, not a curated record. Lineage: Eukaryota; Metazoa; Arthropoda; Insecta; Diptera; Tephritidae.
AUGGCCAGCUCAAACAACAGCACCAUUCUGUCGCUGUUCGCUUCAGAGGACUCUAUCAACUCCCAUAACAACAACAACUCUUCGGGCACUAAUGGCACCACCACCUCCACCUCAAAGCGCAAUGGCAAACAGUCCAAGAAGCAAUCAAAGGCGAUCAAACAGGAGGAGCAUGAAAAUGCCAUUGCUGCUGCUGCUUCAGCAACUGUCAACGAUCUUAGUGAGGGAUCAAACAACAACAACAACAACAACAACAACAACAGCCUCAGCAGCACCUCACCAAACAUCAUCAUCAACGGCGGCCAGGAAGGGGAAGAGAACGUCGUCAACGACGACGACGACUACUUCCCUACAACAAUUCACCAAGAGUCUGCUGCAAAGCAGGUCUGCAAAGCAGAGCUUGAGGACGGCGAGACGACACUGGAGGCCGCAAAGGAGGCCUCAACUUCGCAAUCUCCGACUGGGGGUGAUG